This is a messenger RNA of Scatophagus argus, 3958 nucleotides long. It is a transcript of the gene nt5c1aa, whose product is annotated as 5'-nucleotidase, cytosolic IAa. Gene Ontology annotation, cellular component: cytoplasm; cytosol. The record is from RefSeq and is a predicted model, not a curated record. The transcript has 7 exons. Gene Ontology annotation, biological process: adenosine metabolic process; nucleotide metabolic process. Bases 302 to 1456 code for a protein of 384 amino acids. Gene Ontology annotation, molecular function: 5'-nucleotidase activity; nucleotide binding; magnesium ion binding. NCBI's taxonomy places the organism in Eukaryota, Metazoa, Chordata, Actinopteri, Scatophagidae.
ACGAGACACAGAGAUAGCAGCAGAUGGACUGCUGCACAGCCUGCAACACACUUCCAAAGGAUAUACUGCAUGUGUGACGUAGCGCGUGCAUGCAUGCAGAGACAGUGUGUGAAGGUGUGUGUACGAGAAUGGUUGUAAACGAGUGAGCGUCUUCCAUGACCUCCUGGAACUGGAUGCAGUGAGCAAUAAUUCUCCAGAGGAAAAAGGAAUACUGUUAUCAAUCUCCAUAGAUGCUACAGACUGUAGUGGGACAUUUUGUUCGUUCGAUUUUCGGGAGGAAGAGAAUUGCGUCUUAGUCAAGAUGAGUCUGAACCCUGUACAGGUGAUGAGCGGACAGGUCAAGGAGCUCAAAGUUUCCCCUUCAUCUAACGGAGACAGCAGAGCAUCAUGGGAAGAGAAAGAAGAGUUUGAUCAAGACCACUUGGGCUUCACCACCAAGCCAAAGCCAGUGACAGGGAGACGAGCCCGGAAGGUGGAGGGAGGCGUGUUCUUCCCAAAGCCAGAAAAUGCAGUGACCAUCGCUGUUUCUUCUCGGGUCUUGUUUCGCACUGAGCGGGAGCAGAAGGUGUUUGAGCAGGAAGGAGUGGAGGAAUACCUAAGAUACCAAAUUGAACACGAGAACGAACCUUUCUCCCCUGGACCCGCUUUUCCCUUCGUCAAGGCUCUGGAGGCAGUGAACGCUCGCCUGAGGGAGCUGUACCCACAAAGUGAAGAGCUGUUUGACAUUGUUUUGGUGACGUACAACCAUGCACAUGUAGGAAUCCGACUAAUCAACACCAUCAACCAUCACAAUUUGUUCAUUGAGAGAUUUUGUAUGACGGGUGGAAGCAGCCCUAUUGGCUAUUUGAAGGCCUGGCACACCAACCUCUACCUGUCUGCUGAUGCUGACAAGGUCAGGGAGGCAUUGGCUGAAGGCAUUGCUGCAGCCACCAUGUUCAUGCCGGAGAAGAUGACAGAGGUAUCAGAGUCCCAGCUGAGGGUGGCGUUUGACGGUGAUGCUGUUCUCUUUUCUGAUGAAUCUGAACGUAUCUUCAAGGCCCAUGGGCUGGACAAGUUCUUUGAACAUGAGAGGGAGAACGAGGACACACUGUUGGAUCAUGGUCCCCUAAAGGGCUUUCUGGAGGCACUGGGGAAGCUUCAGAAAAAGUUUUACGCUAAAGGCCAGCGCCUUAACUGUCCUAUUCGAACAUACUUGGUCACAGCUCGAAGUGCAGCCAGCUCUGGAAUCCGGGCACUGAAGACACUCAGAGCCUGGGGCUUGGAGAUCGACGAGGCCUUGUUCCUUGCAGGAGCACGAAAGGGCCCCAUGCUGGAGAAGAUCAGGCCUCACAUCUACUUUGAUGAUCAGAUGUUUCAUGUAGAAGGAGCAGCUGAGAUGGGCACCAUUGCUGCCCAUGUGCCCUAUGGCAUUGCACAGAAACAUAACUCCAAACAGAACACCACUGUGAGAAAGUAACAGGCAAGACUUAAGAUGCCAGUUGCACAGUCACCCAACCAGAAACAGAACAGUGUAAACUGUCUCAGCUUAAUGCUAUGUUAAGAGUUAGAUACAGGUCUGAGUGGAGGUCGAGUCGAGGUCUGGAGCCUGAGAUGAUCUCGGUGCCAAGUGUCUCCCAGCUUCAGGUUUCAAAGCCUCAAUGUACUCAAUACUUUGUUUUUGUUUUGUCAAAUCUUGCUUCAAACAGGAAUUUCAAAGGUGCUUGAUUGCCAUGGUCUCUCACUGAUACCUGUCUUCAUAAAGAAGAACUUAAGUGAAUGGUGAGGGAUACAGAAUGAAUGGCUUCACUUGUAUGCCUCCUGUUUAAGUAAAGCACAGAGACUACAUUGUAUGUAGACAAUAAAUGAGCCAUAUGCAGAAUUCAGAGGUAUUAUAAGUUUAAAAAUGAUAAUGUACUGUAGCACAACAGUCAGAAUUUAAAGUUUUAUGUUUCAGUCAUCUUACAGAAUUUGACUUCACAAGAAUGUAAAAUUGUUUUGUUUGCAACUAUACAAAUGUGUUAUGUAUAAUAUCCUAUCUACUAUUGUGUUAGUCCAAAAAAUAUAGAAAGCUGGUUUAAGUUGGUGCCUUUUGCUUCAAUGAAGACACCACUGUAGUGGUAUGGCCAGUCCUUUACUUUGGUCAAGACUGAAAUAGCUCGACAAUUGUUGAAUCCCUUUAAUUCAGUUCAGACAUUUAUGGUAUUCGAAGAAUUAAAUCAAAGGUUGUGAUUUCCAGAUUUGUCAUGUUACUGCCCUGGUCAAAGCCGUUCAAACUUAAAGCUUCAGGUUAUGACAGAACACCUUGAGCUAAUGACUGCCCUUAUCCUCAGUUACACAAUACCCUGAGAUUAAUAAAGUUUCUCCUUACAUGUUAAAUAUGUUAAAUGUUUUGCAUAUUAAUGAAGACAGUAUGUUAUUUUAUUUUUCCAUUAGUGCAAGAAAUAUCCAUGAGUUUCACUGGAUGCUUGAUCAGUGAAUACAGCUUUGCUGGCAAUGUGAUCCUGGAGAAAUAAAUAAGAAUUUGGUGCAGCUUUUUAUGUAGCAUCAUGUAGUUCAUGUAACACUUCAGUUCAUGGGAACCUCCAACUAGUAUUUCCUAUACUUAUAUGUCUAAUUUUGUUUCAUAAACGUGAAUAUGGGGAUAUUCUAUUAGUCCAAAAUGUGUGUACAGUGGGCAGCCAUAAGUUUCAGUGGGUGCCUUACUUUAGAUGCACUUUUAUAGCCAUGUAAGCAGUGUGGUCAGCUUUGAUCCACUGAGAAAUAUAUCAAACAGUACAUCAAAUGGCUGUCCUCGCUUAUGUAGUGCCAGGGCUUUUCAAAAUUGACUGAAAUGUACAUUCAACACACUGACUGAAACUGACUGAACUAAAUUCCCAACACCUUCAGCAAUACGCUACAGUUAGCACAGGGUAGACUGAUGGCUGUAGACUGAAAUGUUCCCAACUGGCUGGUUGAUUACUUGCUGACUCAGGACAAACCAUUUUACUCUCCUGCUGGUAAAAAGAAGAAGAAAAGCUUUGUCUCUAUAUUUAAUCCACCCAACAAUUUGACUGCUGUAUUACAGAAUUAUUGCCCUUCUAUAUUUGUUUAAAAGUCAUCCUGUUGCUUGAUAUGAGUGCAUUACACAUUAACAGAUGUUCAGCAAGAAGCUAGUUUGAUUUUACUGCCGUCUCAUGUACAUCAAAGCUAAAGUUAGUCUAAGGUGGAACUGAAUGAUAUUGUAAACUUCAGCCAAUUCAACUAUACAUCUGGCAAUCAAUGCCCAACUGGCACCUAUUUUCAGUUACAGUAUGACUUGUCUCUGAUUGAAAAACAUUAAUUUGUCUGUCAUUGACAAAAUUGGCCACAGUGGCCUUUUUAAAAUGUCAAUCCACUUCGCAUAACUCUGUCACUGCUGGCGAGUCCUAGAAAAACCUCUGCCAAGCGUAUAUCUAGUGAAGCUUCAUUACGCCUCAUCAGCUUUCUGAGGGCCUUUAAACUCAGGGAAGUGACAAGCAGUGCACCAGUUUAAUUUCACAGCAAAAAAAAAAAAAAGGUAUAAUUGAACAAAUGUGUCUUUUGGCAGAUGUUUGCCCCUAACAUGAGGGCUACGUUAUCAGAUGGUAACAUUUCAGCAGGAUCAGGCUGUACAGUUUUGACUUUAGUCUGACACUUAGACUAAUACAGAUGAAGCAAUGUUUGAACAUUUCAACAAGUGUAUGAUGACUUUAUGAACACGUAUGGCAUUUAAAUGAAAAAAAUGUACAUGAACAUAAAAUAAAAAUGUAAAUUAUAAUACCUGCUUUACUCAUAAAUGAAAAUAGCCUCAGACUGAAUGACUUCUAUGAGGGAACAUGUAGGGUGAACACACUGAAAGUCAGUGAUGUGCACUCCUUCACUCUACCAUCGAGUGGCAGCACUGGUAUGAUAAAUGACCUGCUGUAGUAACUGGCCUUCAUUCGCCACGUUGUUGAUUUAGGAAAAUUGUCCCAAAGUUGUU